AAACUGUAUUGACACACUUUCUUCUUCCGUAUACUUCCGAAACUCCCUCCGCUCCACUUUUUCAAAUUUCAUUCCCCAUUUUCGAUUCAAUCCAUCCGUGGAGUUUUGCUAACGUCAUCAGAUUUCAAACCCUGAAAAAACUCCAUGGAACUUCAUGACGAAGAUUGGGAGCUCAUCAACGACGACGGCUUCGUUUACAAGCGUCCCAAGCGCCUCCGCGUUGAUCCCACCGUCUCCACCUCCUCCGUCACACCGCCGCCGGAUCCUGCUGUCGAAGAGAGAAAUCGCAAGGAAAGAAAGAAGACAAUACUUUUAAAACUCAAAACAAGGUAUCAGCAGGAGAUUCACCAAUGGGAACAUUUAUCGAACACCUUGAAGGCAUUGCAAGAGCGUACCCAAACACAACCACUAUUCACGGCGUUACCAGAUCCGUAUGUCUCCCAAUCAACAGAUCAUUCGACGAAUUCCACGUAUCAUGAACUCGCUGAAACCCUCCUGAUCCAGGUUGAAGCUCAAGAAGCCUCCAUAAACCAAGUUUCAAGAUUAUGUGAUGUUGCUGAAGCCCUAUGUAGUGCUCAAGAGCAAUUGUUGAAGCAACCAUUUGUGUAUCUACCAAUUUGGCAAUCAUCCCCACGAAAGCUAAUCACAUCAUUAUUAUGUGAAGAAUGAGAUUUCUUCCAUGAAAGUAAGCCAAGUCGGAAUCAUCAAAGAAAUCUUGAUCUCAACCAAGAAUCUGUUGUGCCAUAUUAACAUAGAUGCAUAGGAUUACAGCUGAUGAUAUUGAUACUAACCAUGAAUGUAGGAGAGUUAGUUGAUGUUGACAUGUUGUAUAAGUAAUUAUUGUAGUACAGAUUAUGAAAUGUUGAGGUUUUUGUGAGUAUUGAAAGUUGUGAUUUAUUUUGAAG
Lactuca saligna is the source of this 905-nucleotide messenger RNA. The record is from the annotation of a GenBank genome assembly. NCBI's taxonomy places the organism in Eukaryota, Viridiplantae, Streptophyta, Magnoliopsida, Asterales, Asteraceae.